AGCACUCAAAAUUGCUUGAGCUAGCAGAGGCUAGGCUUCUUCUGCUUUUUCAGCUUUUUGAGCCACCAAGCUUUGGAAAAGAUGGAGAAGAAGAAAGCAAUGGAAAUUGAAGGUGGUGGAGUCGAGGUUGAUGAGACGAAAUGGGUUUAUGAUUCUUCACUGGAUCAUAAAGGAAGACUUCCUCUUCGAGCUUCCACUGGUUCUUGGAAAGCUGCCCUAUUCAUUAUCGCAAUUGAGUUCAGCGAGAGGCUGAGCUACUUCGGGAUAGCAACAAGCUUGGUGCUUUACCUGACGAAGGUGAUCCAUGAAGACCUCAAAACUGCAGCCAGGAACGUCAACUAUUGGUCUGGUGUCACCACUCUCAUGCCCCUCCUUGGAGGCUUCGUUGCUGAUGCCUACUUGGGUCGCUAUUUCACUGUCUUCGCUUCCUGCGUCUUCUAUAUCCUCGGUUUGGUUCUGCUUUGCUUGUCAUGGUUCUUGCCAGCCCUCAGGCCAUGUGACGCUGAUACUGCUAUUACUGCAUGCACCAAACCAAGAAUGGCACACGAGGUGGCCUUCUUCUUUGCCAUCUAUUUGCUCUCCAUUGGAACUGGAGGUCACAAACCUUCGUUGGAGAGCUUCGGAGCCGACCAGUUCGACGACGAUCAUGCCACAGAGAGGAGGCAGAAGAUGUCCUUCUUCAACUGGUGGAGCUGUGGUCUUUGCAGUGGCCUCAUUCUGGGAGUGACUUUCAUUGUUUAUGUACAGGACCAUGUGAACUGGGGUGUUGCUGAUCUUAUCCUCACAGGGGUCAUGGCCUUCUCGCUUGUCAUUUUCAUAGCAGGAAAGCCGUUUUAUCGCUAUAGGAGACCCACUGGGAGUCCCUUGACUCCAUUGUUGCAGGUUCUUGUUGCUGCCAUUUCCAAGAGAAAGCUCCCAUGUCCUUCCCUCCCUGAUCAGCUGUAUGAAGUCCCCAAAUCUAGCAGAGCCGGUGGAAGGGUCUUGUGUCACACCCACAAACUCAAGUUUCUGGACAAGGCAGCAAUUGUUGAUCCAAGGGAAGGAGAAUCAGCUGAGAAGCAGAGUCCAUGGAAGUUAGCGACCGUAACCAAAGUGGAAGAAAUGAAGCUCAUCAUCAACAUGAUUCCCAUCUGGGUUUUCACUUUACCCUUCGGAAUCUGCGUCGCCCAAACCUCCACUUUCUUCAUCAAACAAGGAGCUUCCAUGAACAGAAAAAUCAACGACUUCGAGAUACCCUCAGCUUCCAUCUUCACUCUCGCAGCCAUAGGCAUGAUAGUCUCCAUCACCUUCUACGACAAGAUCCUCGUACCCCUCCUGCGGAGACUCACCGGUAACGAACGAGGAAUCAACAUCCUGCAAAGAAUUGGCUUCGGCAUGAUAUUCUCCAUCGCCACAAUGAUAGUGGCAGCCCUGGUUGAACAAAAGAGGCUUCGAACCUUAGAAAAAGACCCACUGAAAGGUCCACUUUCCAUGAGUGUCUUCUGGUUAGCCCCUCAGUUUCUGAUAAUCGGUUUUGGAGAUGGGUUUACACUUGUGGGGCUGCAAGAGUAUUUCUACGACCAAGUGCCAGAUUCAAUGAGAAGCCUGGGGAUAGCACUGUAUUUAAGUGUGAUUGGAGCUGCGAAUUUCUUAAGCAGUUUGCUGAUAACUAUUGUGGAUCAUGCGACGGAGAAGAGUGGAGGCAAGAGUUGGUUUGGGAAGGAUCUGAACAGUAGUAGGUUGGAUAGGUUUUACUGGCUACUUGCAGGGAUCACCACGGUGAACCUGUUCAUGUUUGUGUUCUUCGCAAGAAGGUAUUCGUACAAAAAUGUUCAGAAGGUGGGUGUGGUGGCUGAUUGCUAUGAAGGCAAGAGUGAUAAUAGUACUGUUGGUUCUAGGGAAGGGACUAUGGUUUAAAUCAAAGUACCUACUUUGAGGUAAUAGCUUUAAAUUGCUGUGUUGGACUAUACAUGAGGCCAUGCAUGGCCACUUACUUGUAUUAAAUCCAGUGCUCAAUGCCCACCCCCAAAAAAAAAAAAAAA
Molecule: messenger RNA, 2021 nt
Organism: Neltuma alba
Lineage: Eukaryota; Viridiplantae; Streptophyta; Magnoliopsida; Fabales; Fabaceae
Product: protein NRT1/ PTR FAMILY 5.6
Exons: 5
Coding region: 82-1896 (604 amino acids)
Biological process (GO): dipeptide transport; transmembrane transport
Cellular component (GO): membrane
Molecular function (GO): dipeptide transmembrane transporter activity; tripeptide transmembrane transporter activity
Source: RefSeq, a predicted model, not a curated record